This is a messenger RNA of Rhodamnia argentea, 2784 nucleotides long. RefSeq names its product cation/H(+) antiporter 15. Lineage: Eukaryota; Viridiplantae; Streptophyta; Magnoliopsida; Myrtales; Myrtaceae. The transcript is spliced from 3 exons. Gene Ontology annotation, cellular component: membrane; endomembrane system. Gene Ontology annotation, molecular function: antiporter activity. The record is from RefSeq and is a predicted model, not a curated record. Bases 261 to 2765 code for a protein of 834 amino acids. Gene Ontology annotation, biological process: regulation of pH; proton transmembrane transport.
CGCUUAGCCAAGGAAUGUUAACGAAUUACCUGCCUCUCUCUCUCUCUCCAGCAGCAAUCGUGAAUCUCUUCACGUGACGAACCCAAAAGGGAAAAGAACACGAAAAUCUACCCAACGAUGAUGAAGAAAUUCGUAUCUUGCUCUGCAAAAUUUGCCAUGAACAUCUUGUUCUGACUCAUUUGUCGAAGUAGCAGGUGGUAUUUAGGUGGUAGGAGUCUUGUUGGAGGAACAACAGAGGGAAUAGGAAGAUAAAGCAAGCGAUGGCGGAUGCGAACGAAUCAGAAGACUCGAUCGUCUGUUACGCGCCGACCAUGAUCACCACGAACGGCAUAUGGCAGGGUGAUAAUCCCCUGGAUUAUUCCCUGCCCCUCUUCAUUUUGCAAUUGACCUUGGUGGUCGUCGUCACGCGCAUUAUGGUGUACAUACUCAGACCUUUACGCCAGCCGCGAGUUAUCUCCGAGAUCGUGGGAGGAAUACUGCUAGGGCCGUCGGUCCUCGGAAGGAGCAAGACGUUUGCGAAUACGAUCUUCCCACUCAGAAGCGUGAUGGUGCUCGAGACGAUGGCAAAUGUGGGGCUGCUCUACUUCCUCUUUUUGGUUGGAGUAGAGAUGGACAUAUCGGUGAUCAAGCGCACGGGGAGGAAGUCUAUAGCAAUUGCCCUUGCGGGCAUGAUCCUGCCCUUCCUAUUCGGAGUCGGUUUCUCCUUCCUGGUGAGCACUAAGGGAGGAGGCAUCUCCCAAGGCAUCUCCCAAGGCACUUAUAUCCUGUUCUUCGGGGUAGCUCUCUCAGUGACUGCAUUUCCGGUACUUGCUCGGAUACUUGCCGAGCUCAAACUAAUUAACACGGAAUUAGGACGGGUUGCAAUGUCGUCUGCUCUUAUCAACGAUAUGUGCGCUUGGGUACUCCUAGCUUUGGCCAUUGCAUUGGCCGAAAAUCAGAGUGCUACCCUUGCAUCUCUGUGGGUGGUGCUAUCUAGCGUCGCUUUUGUCCUCGUGUGCAUUUUCAUAGUGCGACCCGCGAUUGCCUGGAUGAUUCGGCGGACCCCAGAGGGAGAAACCUAUAGUGAAUUCUACAUAUGCCUGAUUCUCACCGGGGUAAUGAUAUCGGGCUUCAUUACAGACGCCAUAGGAACGCAUUCUGUCUUCGGAGCAUUCGUCUUUGGACUGAUCAUUCCAAACGGGCCACUGGGAGUUACUCUGAUCGAAAAGCUUGAGGACUUCGUUUCGGGGCUUCUGCUUCCUCUAUACUUCGCAAUCAGUGGGCUUAGGACAGAUGUAAGCAAGAUUGCGGGGGCGACAAGCUGGGUGGUUCUAGGGAUCAUCAUCUUUUUUUCCAGCGCAGGCAAGAUUGCUGGGACUCUCAUAGUUUCCACAUUCUACCAGAUGCCGGUCCGAGAAGGAAUUACACUUGGUUUGCUCAUGAACACCAAGGGCCUAGUCGAAAUGAUUAUUCUUAAUGUGGGCAAGGACCAAAAGGUUUUGGAUGACAAAUCAUUUGCAGCCAUGGUGAUUGUAGCCGUGUUUGUCACCGCAAUCAUCACACCAGCUGUUACAGUAAUUUACAGGCCUGCCAGGAGAUUCAUACCUUAUAAACGUCGAACUAUUCAAAGGUCGAAGCCCGAUUCGGAGUUUCGAUUGCUUGUCUGCGUCCACACACCUCGAAAUGUGCCAACAAUCAUCAACCUCCUGGAGGCUUCCAACCCCACCAAAAAAUCUCCAAUCUGUGUCUAUGUGCUCCACCUAGUCGAGCUCACUGGGCGUGCAUCUGCCAUGCUCAUUGUCCACAAUACUCGGAAAUCAGGUCGACCGGCCCUGAACCGUACACAGGCUCAGUCUGACCACAUCAUCAAUGCCUUCGAAAACUACGAACAACAUGCCGGUUGUGUAACUGUCCAGCCUCUCACAGCCAUAUCACCGUACUCCACGAUGCACGAGGACAUCUGCAACCUGGCAGAGGAUAAGCGAGCGGCUUUCAUCAUCAUCCCUUUCCACAAACAGCAAACGGUUGAUGGAGGGAUGGAAGCCACCAACCCCGCUUUCAGAAUGAUCAACCAAAAUGUACUGGCAAACAGCCCAUGCUCUGUCGGGAUUCUCGUAGACAGAGGCCUAAAUGGGUCUACCCGCUUGGCAGCGAACCAAGUAGCCCAUCAUAUUGCAGUCUUGUUCUUCGGGGGACCUGAUGAUCGCGAGGCAUUAGCGUAUGGAUGGAGGAUGUGUGAACAUCCCGGAAUCAACCUCACGGUGAUGAGGUUUGUGCCAGGUGAGGAGGCGAUUGACACAACAGCCGGGUCCACCAACGAAUUGGGUGACUCCAGGAUCUUAUCAAUUGUGACAGACAGUGACAAGGAUAAGCAGCUCGACGAAGAGUAUGUAAACGAGUUCAGGAUGAAGAAUGCAAAUGAUGAGUCGAUUGUUUACACUGAGAAGAUAGUGAACAAUGGGGAGGAGACAGUCGCGGCAAUACGGUCGAUCGAUAGUUCACACGAUCUUUUCAUAGUGGGGAGAGGGCAAGGGAUGAUAUCGCCACUCACAGCAGGGCUCACGGACUGGAGCGAGUGCCCCGAACUUGGAGCAAUUGGAGAUUUGUUAGCAUCAUCAGAUUUCGCGGCAACCGUUUCGGUACUCGUAGUGCAACAGUAUGUCGGUGUAGGACCGCAGGGAGAAGGCGUUGGAACACCAGACAGCCCUGGGGACUCAAAUGACCUUCAAUUCGGCCAUAUGAAUCGUCGGUCACCACCACCACCACCACGGGGUUAUAGCCCUUGAGCUUCAGGAUGCAGUAUCU